GACGAAAAUGGAAUUAAUAUAAUAUGUAAAUAAAUAUAUUGUGAAUUUCAAAUGGUCGUUCUGAUUAGAGGCAAUUAGCAGAUUAGUAGAGCAAUCAGCUGAAUGUGACAGCUGCUUGGAAGUGCUUUGUCAUUUUCAUUGUUAUUAACUAACCUCAAAUCCCCAAGAAAUAAAAUUAUUUAUUCUUCAUCAUGGAAAAUAAUAUUUCCUAUUUCGAUUUGGAAUUUGUUCGUGAUAAUUUCAAAUUAGCGAUGGUUGAAAAUGAUGAUGUCAAUUUAGAACUCUAUUUAAAAAGCUUUGAUGAGUUGAAUAAAUUCUUUUGUCUACUGGGGACAAUUUUUGGUUUUGUUAAGUCGGAACUCGCCGGAAAAAUGAUUAUACUUCGAGAAUUUUUGAGCAAGCCUGAUGAAGCCCAUCACUUCUCAACUGUAUUAAAUAUGGUAGAAUAUGAAAGAGAGCAUAAUCUUUUAGGCAAAGACAAUUACGUUUCUGGAUCUAGAACUUUGCUUCGGUUGCACAGGAGUUUGGAAUUUAUUCAAGCUUUUUUAAGAAGCAUAAAUGAUUUAAAAGAGGAGGAAAGUACUUCGGGUCCAUGUAUUAAAGCUUAUGAAGAUACCCUCGGUCACCAUCAUACCUUUUUGAUAAGAACCGGUGCUAAAAUUGCAAUGUAUACUCUACCUACAAAACAUCAAUUGCUUUCUAAUGUUUGUGGAAGCGAAGAAAAUAUCAAGAAGGCUGAGGACAUACUACCAGAAACAUUAGGAAUCAUUUCGGAGAUUUAUGAUAGAGUUCAGAAAAUAUACAAGGAUCGUAAUCUCCUAUCACUAAAAUAAUAUCAGGUUUUCUUGCGUCUCAAGCAAUGAGUAAUUUGAGUUGAUGUCAAAUCAUUUUUACUUAUUUGUUCAUUGCUACAGGUAUUAGAAUUGCUCAUUUCAAAUCUUGUGAAAUUUUUUGAGUUGAGAUUCAACUGGAGAACUAGUGUAAACAAGCUCAAUAUUUUGAAGUAUCAUUAUUGAAAAAAGGCAAAUAUUAGAUUCCUGAUUUGAGAUAUAGAUAAAAACAAAUUUAGUCGGUUUUCCUGUAUUUGAAAGAAGUGUAUGUGAAAAAGAAAUAUUAGAAGUUCAGUUUGGAUACAUAUCAUUAAUUUAUUUUGGGAAAGUGAGAGUGAUCAUCACUUUCAGUUAAUUCAACUUCAUUUCUUCCAAAUUCUUAAAUUGCUUGUACAAAUCAAAUGAUUCUCAAACUUCUUAUCACAAAUGUGGAAGCUAUUAUCCCUUUUGUUUAUGUGCCUAGUAAUACUUCUACUAAUGACUAAUUAAGUGUUGAAAUCCUUAUUACAGGUAACAGAUUUCCUGACUCACAUGUGUAGAAGUAGAAAAUGUUUCACUAUUUGGCAGUUGAUUGAAAAAACAGGCUAUUUGACGCAAAAAAUCCCAAUUAACUGAUAGGAUAUAAUUCUAAGAAGACCUAUUAUCAUGUCAUGAGAAACAAACUGGUUUGGGCGCUAAUGUUGACCUCAGUUUGAAGUAAACAGUUUUUUACACUACAGCAAUCUGAAAUUUUUACAUUUUCUACAACGAAAAUACGCUAGUUAUUUUGACAGUCUGAACAGAUUCAUUAAAACAACAUUGAAUUCUUAUCUCAAACAGAUUGCUAUAGUUAGAAGUAAUGAAUCAGUAUGAAGUAAUAUUUACAAAAAAAAAUACCACUUACAGGUUGUGUAAAAUUGCAUUUUGAAUUCAGCUUCUUCGAUUAUAAUUAUUUUUUGAAAAAUGUUGAUGCAAAUCAGAAAUAGCACUCUAUAUGAGCUCAAUCAAUGAACUAUUUGUGAUUGUUUGAAAAAUUUGUUAAAUAGCCUAUUAACAAUGCCUGCCAAACUUAAUUUAGAGAUUUGAAAGCUUUGAAAUCUAUUAAUCUCCUACAUAUCCUUGUCUUACUGCAUAUAUAAAAUCAUUGUGAAUGAAUUUUUUACCAACUAUAAACCAAGUUAGCAAUGUUGUAAGUUAGCAGUAUUAAAAUUUUCUCAUUACUCUACGGUACCUAAAUAAGCUUUUAUUUUAUCUUGGUGAAUAUUGCCAAAGAUAUUUAGGAAAAUAUUCUUUAUAAAACUUGCCAUUUUAUUGUAGAAUUUGAAAUGCUCAUUGAUAAAUCAUGAGGUGCUUUUGCACUGAUUGUUUAUUGAAGUUUUAAUGUGAUGUGGAGAAAUUAUUCCAUCAAUCUUUAUAAGCUUAAAAUUAUUAUCUAAUUCAUGAUUCAAGUAAAUUGAUUAGUAUUACAGGAUUAGUAAUUUCAUUUUCAUUAUUGUCAGUAAAAAAGUCAGAUUGCUCUUUUUUUUUUAAAUAAGAUCAUAAAAAAAUUUAUAAACGAACUUGUUGGAGUGUACAUCAUAGCUUUUAUUAUGCUCAAAAAUUCAUUUUGUCAUCUCAAUUUUUAUGAUGCAAGUAAAUAGAUUCAUCAGAAUAUUCAUUCCAUUUUUCACCCCACACUUUUAUACAUUUGUAAGAUCUGAUUAUUAUUGAAUGCGUAAUUUCCUAGGCCAUUAUACUUUACCAAUUCCAUUAAUUGAAAUGUUUGAAUUAUUUAUAAUUAGUCAAUUGUUAUAAAAAUUUUGUUUUUCUCAAUUAUAUUUCAACUAAAGAUUGUAAUUAUUGUUCAAGCUCUUUCUCAGGUAAUGUAUGAAAGAAUAUAUAUUGGAGUUCUUGAUUAUUAACUAAACAGAUGUUCCAUGCAUUUUUGUUGUAUUUAUUAUUUUUAUGUUAAAAUAUUGACAUUAAAUUUAAGGAAUUUUUCAUGUAUUUAAUCACUUGAGAUUCUGCUCAAUGUUUUGGGAUGUUGCUUAUGAUAGUUAAUUAUUGGAAACGAAUUCUUUUCCAGACGAAAUAUCCCACAUGUUGGAGCUAUUUUUAUUUGCUUGUUGAAAAGUGCAUUGAAGUUGUUGAUAAUGUAUUAAGAAAUGAUUAAAAAAAUAAACUUAUGCUAUCUA
Molecule: messenger RNA, 2983 nt
Organism: Harmonia axyridis
Lineage: Eukaryota; Metazoa; Arthropoda; Insecta; Coleoptera; Coccinellidae
Product: ceramide-1-phosphate transfer protein
Exons: 3
Coding region: 192-833 (213 amino acids)
Biological process (GO): ceramide transport; intermembrane lipid transfer
Cellular component (GO): membrane; cytosol; cytoplasm
Molecular function (GO): ceramide 1-phosphate transfer activity; ceramide 1-phosphate binding
Source: RefSeq, a predicted model, not a curated record